GAGAAAAUGGACGGGACCAAAAAUAGCGGAAACAUGAUCAGCUAGGACGUUGAAAUGCAGGGACAACGGAGCCAGAGGAUAGUGAUCUUCGGGUCCGUCUUCCUCCUAACAACACUCCUCAUCCUCUACAGUUCCAACAGUGGAAAUGAUAUGCUGUCAGGGUCAUUCCGUAUUGCCAACAGCCAUCAUAAGAUCAAGGCCACUGACCUGAAGAAAUGGGCUGGCAAAGAGGGUUAUGUAACCGUCUAUGGAAACAAGAGUAUGACCUUGCAUUGCCAUAACUGUGCACUGGUGACAAGCUCCAGUCACGUCCUGGGCACCCAAGCAGGAGAGGAAAUCGACCACACAGAGUGUGUUAUCCGUAUGAACGAUGCUCCCACCUUGGGAUACGAUGCUGAUGUGGGGAAUAGGACCUCCUUGAGGGUGGUUGCCCACUCCAGUGUGUUCAGGGUGGUCCGGAGGCCAGCCGAGUUCCUGAACCGCACAGACAACAGCCCUGUCAUCGUCUUCUGGGGGCCCCCAACCAAGAUUGGAAAAGAUGCCAAAGGGACCCUUUACAGAUUGAUCCAUAGAGUCAGCAUGACCUACAGUAACCUGUCCUAUUUCACCAUCUCACCCAACAAGAUGCGCAAAUUUGACAGUCUGUUUCAGAAGGAGACAGGGCGAGAUAGGCAAAAAUCUCAGUCCUGGUUGAGCACAGGCUGGUUCACCAUGGUUAUAGCUAUUGAAAUUUGUGAUAAUAUUAAAGUUUAUGGAAUGGUUCCACCUAGUCAUUGCGGAAAAAAAUUAGGGCCUAAGAAGAUGCCCUAUCACUACUACAAGCCCAGAGGGCCUGAUGAAUGUGUCACAUAUCUGCAGAAUGAAAGAGGACGGAGAGGAAACCACCAUCGUUUUAUUACCGAGAAGCAAGUAUUUGCACGUUGGGCAAAGCAGUACAACAUUACUUUCAUUCAUCCUACCUGGUGAAAAGACACUGAAUACCAGAGGAAAUCUUAUCCACACUCGCACAAGUCCGAACAAGCACAAUAGACUGGAUUGCACUGAUCCGCAGUUGACCUAGCCUCUCCACAUGAGCACACACGGGAAUUUUCCUACGACCUUUCUAUAUUUGGCACAUUUGAAUUGCCACACGGAGGAAAAGAGUUUGUAAAGCAUGUAUGACUUGGAUAACCAACCAAGGACAUCUCUCAGAAUGUUGUGGGAUGUUGAAUCUCUCUUUUGCGAGGUUCUGAAAAUACUCAUGGAAAUAUGGCUACCAUACAAGCAUCAAUGUAAAUAGGGGAAAAAAACAAAUAUAAAGAUGUAUUUUUUCAUGUUUAUAAGGUUUUUUGUUAAAAAAAAAGUCCCUAAAAUACACUUAUCCAUGUGUCCCAUGUGGAAGUGAUAUUAUCUGUUGGGAUAUUUCUGAAUCUACAAGACCUGCAUAAACUCCUAUGCAGGUCUUGAAUUGUGCCAAUUCAACUGAAACACACCAUCGAAAACGACAGUGUCGCUCCCCAAAUAUGUGAACCUUAAAAAAAAAGUGUUUGUUUUGGGUCUGUUGUCCUUCAGGUUUCACAGUAAGGGUAUUUUACUCCACAUUUGAUGAACAGGUGUGAGAAAGAUCAUACGGUCUGUAUGUGAUCUACCCCCAACGUGCCCACAGUGUUGGGACACGUGAAGAUCAUUAAUAAUAAUGGAGCCGCAAGACAAAAUAUUAUUUUUAAGGCGCACAAAAUUGCAUCACAUUGAACAUUUCACAAUCUAAAUUAACACAGGGAUACAGACUAACACCUGUUUCAUCAUGUACAGAAAAAUACCCUGAAAAUAAUGAUGCUGUUACGCAUUUUAAAGCACAACGUGUUGAGUUUUUAUUAUUUUUGGUCACUACAGACCAUGGAUACUGAGCUGUUGCCUCGUGAACAACUGUCUUUUUACCUCAGCGCCAUUCUGAGCACACGUGGCUCGAGUUAAAAUACAGAGAAUGUAUCAAAUUAAUGUCGUAUUAUUAUUGGAACGCAUGAUUAGCCAAAUUUAAAGUGGAGUUACAAUUUGAAUGGGGGAUUAAGUGGUAUAAACCUGCAGGUUUACUUCUUUUUUUUGGAUUCCCAAACUAUUUUCCUUUUUACAAGCCACCGGUUGAUCUUCAACAAAUGUGAAUCUGCCAAGGAGGCAUGUGCACGCACACACACACACGUACACACACACACUGCAUAAGUCAAUCAGCAUGGAUGACUUCAUUACCUUAAGUGUUUUUUUUUUACUCCGUGAUCUUGAGUUUCCUGUUAACUUAUUGAAACAUGACUUCACAAAAAUAAAUUACUCACAAAAAAUGUUUAUAUAUACAGAUCUGCCCAGGGGGUUUACCUCUAUCUUGAAGAGGUUUACAUACUGAACUUUAAAACAAGCACAUUGAGAACACUUUGGGGUUGUCCAGUAUGUAUUCAUCCGUCUUGCUGUUAUUCAUUAUUGAUGCAAACCUCAACUCAAAGUCAGUCAACAGGCAGCGGACAGUAAUGCGAGUGAAACGGCCCAGGGCAGCUUGAACUGAGGGCCUAAUGGGAGUCUGUGUAAAAGCAUGUGUGAGUCCUCGACUUUUAAGUCUUUUACAAGUUGUUUCAGGGCAGGAAGCUUGACGCUCAUUCCUUCAUAAUGAAAUAAAACUACUUCUCAAAAUCACUGCCGUCUCCGCUGCAUGAUCUUCUUACCUCAAUGUCUUUUUUUUUCUUUAAAAAGGUAUAAACUAGGGCGUCCGGGUGGCAUGGAGAUCUAUUCCAUUGCCUACCAACACAGGGGUCGCCAGUUCGAAUCCCUGUGUUACCUCCGGCUUGAUCGGGCGUCCCUACAGGCACAAUUGGCUGUGUCUGCAGGCGGGAAGCCGGAUGAGGGUAUCUGUCCUGGUCACUGCACUAGCGCCUCCUCUAGUCGGUUGGGGCGCCUGUUCAGGGGGGAGGGGGAAUA
Molecule: messenger RNA, 2940 nt
Organism: Lampris incognitus (smalleye Pacific opah)
Lineage: Eukaryota; Metazoa; Chordata; Actinopteri; Lampriformes; Lampridae
Gene: st6galnac6
Product: ST6 (alpha-N-acetyl-neuraminyl-2,3-beta-galactosyl-1,3)-N-acetylgalactosaminide alpha-2,6-sialyltransferase 6
Exons: 5
Coding region: 55-966 (303 amino acids)
Biological process (GO): oligosaccharide metabolic process; ganglioside biosynthetic process
Molecular function (GO): alpha-N-acetylgalactosaminide alpha-2,6-sialyltransferase activity
Source: RefSeq, a predicted model, not a curated record